Molecule: messenger RNA, 894 nt
Organism: Penicillium diatomitis
Lineage: Eukaryota; Fungi; Ascomycota; Eurotiomycetes; Eurotiales; Aspergillaceae
Product: RTA1 domain-containing protein
Exons: 3
Coding region: 1-894 (297 amino acids)
Cellular component (GO): membrane
Source: RefSeq, a predicted model, not a curated record
AUGUCCACCUCCAGCAGUAACGGGGGCAUCGACUUUGCGCUCUACCGCUACACUCCGUCAAUAGUGGCGGCGAUCAUUUUCGCUGCUAUAUUCUUGGGAAUCACCGUGGUACACAGCUUCCGGCUAUGGCAGAAUCGCACCUAUUUCUUUAUUCCGUUCAUCAUCGGUCUACUAUUCGAAUGCGCCGGGUACAUUGCUCGAGUCUUUUCGCACUAUGACACCAAAGCUCUGGGUCCAUACAUCGUCCAGACCAUGCUGAUCCUGGUCGCGCCGCCCCUUUUUGCCGCCUCGAUCUAUAUGUCUCUCGGCAGAGUGAUUGUUGGUCUUGACUGUCAAGAGUACUCACUCGUGCCCGUUAGGUUCCUGACCAAAAUAUUCGUGAUUGGGGAUGUGAUCUCGUUCCUUCUCCAGUGUGGAGGUGGUGGAUAUAUGGCCGCCGGAUCAGUUUCCGCCAUGAACAUGGGUGCCAACAUCGUGAUCGGUGGUCUCGUCAUUCAACUACUCUUCUUCGGAUUCUUUGUGAUCGUGUCAGCUGUGUUUCACUGGCGCGUCAAGAGAAACUCCCGGAAUGAGUCGCAUGCCAUGAAGGGACUGGGCAAGAACUGGGAACCGAUCAUGUGGGCUCUUUACGCGGCUUGCUUCCUUAUCCUGGUGCGAUCGAUCUUUCGGGUGGUCGAGUUUGUCGAAGGAAAUGAUGGGUACAUUAUGAAGAGAGAAUACCUCUUGUACAUAUUCGAUGCCUGUCUGAUGGCUUUGGCGGGCAGUGUGCUGGUGAUCAUUUAUCCGGGCUCAUUCCUGGGCCGCGAAAGGGGUACUCGGGAUAGUUCGCUCCAACUCAUGUCCACUACUGAGGAGGACAUCUCGACGCAAAAAUCAACGGCUUAUGGGGUUUGA